AUGACAGAUGUCCUUCAGUCAGUCCAAACAUGUGCAACAGGGCACCAGCCAUGGGACCUAGUCAACACUACCAGCUGGGUGACGGAUUUUGUCCUCUUGGGCUUCCCAUCCCUCCCGCCCCUCUUCCGCCUGCUCCUGGGCUGUCUGCUGUCCGUUUGCUACACCUUCACCCUAGUGGGAAACCUUUGCAUCGUGUGGGCCGUUCUCCGGGACUCUUGCAUUGGCCGUCUGCCUAUGUACAUCCUCCUAGGGAACUUCUCCGGGCUGGAGAUGUGUUAUGUAACAACCACAGCACCACGGAUGCUAUGGGACUUGACGUCACCACCACCGGGCACCAUCUCCUUCCAUGGCUGUUUCCUCCAGUUCUACUUCUUCUUUUCUAUGGGAACCACCGAGAGCUUCUUCCUGGCCGCCAUGGCCUUGGACCGGUACUUGGCCAUCUGCCACCCACUCCGUUACCCGAUGCUCAUGUCCCAGAGGUUUUGUUGUGCGUUGGCUGCUUCUUGUUGGCUUGCCGGCUUCGUGUGGUUCCUGGCACCCAUCACGUUGAUUUCCCAGCUCCACUUCUGUGGCCCCAACGUUCUCGACCAUUUCGUCUGCGACCCGGGCCCUCUACUGUCCUUGUCCUGCACGCCGGCACCUGGCACAGAGAUGGCCUUCUACAGCCUGAGCUCCAUCGCCAUUUUUGGGCCGUUCCUCUUCAUCGUGUGCUCCUACGCUGCGGUCGUGCAGGCCGUGACUAAGCUGCCUUCCGCUGCAGGGAAGCGAAAGGCCUUCUCCACUUGCAGCUCUCACGUGGCCGUGGUGAGCCUUUUCUACGGCUCCAUCAUGGUCACCUACGUGGUCCCUGAAGCUUCGGGAGGUGGCAACAAGGUGGUGACCUUCUUCUACGCCGUGGUGACCCCUUUGCUCAACCCGCUUAUCUAUAGCUUGAGGAACAAGGAGAUGAAAGCCGCCUUAAGAAGAACUCUGGGGGGAAAAUAG
Euleptes europaea (tarantolino) is the source of this 984-nucleotide messenger RNA. Its product is annotated as olfactory receptor 11G2-like. The record is from RefSeq and is a predicted model, not a curated record. Gene Ontology annotation, biological process: G protein-coupled receptor signaling pathway. Gene Ontology annotation, cellular component: membrane. Bases 1 to 984 code for a protein of 327 amino acids. Lineage: Eukaryota; Metazoa; Chordata; Lepidosauria; Squamata; Sphaerodactylidae. Gene Ontology annotation, molecular function: G protein-coupled receptor activity; olfactory receptor activity. The transcript is spliced from 2 exons.